ACGAAAAGGCAAGGUGUGUCAGUUGGGAUAACGAGGAUUGCCGAAUAUAUACGAAAGAUUCUUUUUUUUUUUUUCUAACUCGACGACUUCGCUGCUAAAAAAAAUCGCACUGAGUUCUGUAAAUAAUGCAGCCACUUAAAGACGUUUUCUUCGUUAUUCUCAUUCAGCGGGUUGUAUACUUCGCGGCUUUUGCAGCCGAUGAAGAAUCACUUUCUCGUUCAGCAUACUUCACAACGCAUGAAAAUAAACGACUUCAAGGCCACGUUGUAAAGCGCUUUGAGUCUCCCAGUUUGAUGUCGUGCAGCCAGUUGUGUUUGAGAAACAGUUGGUGUACGUCCACAAACUUCAUGAUGUCUUCCAAGAAGGACGACAAAGGAACUUGUGAACUUAACAAGCACGAUAUCAAUGAAGACAUCAAAUUCCAUGAUCAGGAGGACGUAACUUUCUCGCUGCUUUUAAAGGGUUGUCUCAUGACCGGAUGCCUCAAUGGUGGUUCUUGUUUGUCUGAUGACAAGAAACAAACAUUUUCAUGUUUGUGCACAGAGCCUUGGACUGGCAAGAAAUGUGACGCUAUAAAAAGUGGGUUAACACAUUCGACUAUAAUAGGUGGGGAUAUCUCUUACCAAAGCCACCUUUAUCAGUUCCUGACCCCUGCUUUUGGAUUGAACCCUCACUGGGUACUGUGUUACCGCGCCUCCACUUACGGCUGGGCUGCCAGUACCUUUCACAGCAGGUGUGAUGGGAAACGUAACACGGUUACCAUCAUCAAAAAUGGAGUGUACGUGUUUGGAGGAUACGCUGACAUUCCCUGGGAUACUACAAGUUCCUUUGGUUCCACUUCCAAUGCGUUUAUAUUUUCCCUCCGCAAUAAAGAAGGUCUUGGACCAUUUAAGAGCAUGGUAACGAAACCAUCAUAUGCAAUCGUCAAAAUGCCAAAUUUUGGUCCAACAUUUGGUGAUGGGUAUGACAUCCUCAUUGUUGACAACGCCAACAGUAACAUUAAGUCAUACACAGACUUUGGCAACUCUUACUCUGUUCCAAGUGGAGUACAAGACAACAAAACGAUCCUGGCUGGGACUAUGCACUUCACACCUGAUGAGAUGGAGGUGUUUUAUCUUGGUUGAUUUGCCCUAACAUCCCUUCAUUCACGUUCUCAAAUCGUUUAUAACACAACAAAAACAAGCUGAAUUAUUAAAACGAAUUGUAUUAAGGUAUUUUAAUGUACAAAUACGCCUUUAUUAUUUUCUUCUUUUUUUGACCUCACUACUGAGCUCGACUUAACCUUGUCAUAAUUUAUUUGGUCUUUCCUUUGUUCACCCUUACAAGUACCUAUCCGCAUAUGAUUAAUUGUGAUCUAAGAUUUUUUUUUUCGCUGUUUUUGUUGUUGGGGAAUGAUCAUU
Orbicella faveolata is the source of this 1400-nucleotide messenger RNA. RefSeq lists its product as uncharacterized. NCBI's taxonomy places the organism in Eukaryota, Metazoa, Cnidaria, Anthozoa, Scleractinia, Merulinidae. The record is from RefSeq and is a predicted model, not a curated record.